CACAACACGCUUAUACGGAUGUUCCUGUCUGUUGACGGCAGAAACCUCUCGAUCCAUGUAGCAAAGAAGGACUCGUUUAUCAGCACUCUGCAGCGUAUUUGCACGAAGGAGCAGGCGAACUAUGUUCUUGCUUCAUUGCUGCUGCUGAGCGAAGGCGUGGCAGUCCCCAUUAAUGCAACGCAAACCAAAGUCACACUGUGGAAAACCAUAAAUGCGGAGAGCCAGUACAAGAAAGCAGUCAGAAAAGACAAAAAAACGUCUAUUAGCGAGUAUAUGUUCUUUGAAGCAGACGCCAAACUGCAUAUGUCAGUUCCGCAGAAAGACUUUGCAAAGGUCGUGGACUUUUUCAAGAAGUACAACAAGCCAAAAGAACUUCCGGACACAUCUGAGGACUUUAUCACAGGCAAGUUUCUAAACACUCCGCAGUUUCUUAUACAGGCGUACGUGUUUGAGUACAUAGAAAGCCAGGAAGAUGCAGUGCAGUUUCUGGAGUGUGUCCACACCCUCCUAGAGUCCUUGGGAUGUGUAAAAGAACUUUCUGCAGGGAAGAAAGACGUAUACAACCAGUGCUUCUGUGCAACUGAAGAGAAGGAGAAAGCAGAAGAGUAUUUGCAGCCGUUUUCGGAUGUUUAUAGAAUGCAGAAGAAGUUUGAUUGGUUCCCGUUUUACACCAAAAGCAUGCUGCCUCGCCAUAUGCCCGUGCGGUCGUACAACAAAGGUCAAGAUGAGUUUACAAAUGACAUUUUCUCCAACUGUGUGGAAGCAGGCCUGUACGCGCUGUUCUGCUGUCUGGCAUACGAUGCAAAAGAUAAGAAGUACGACGUAUUACGGAUGCUGGGCAACAGGCAAGACCGGCCUGAGACAAAGCCACUGAGAGACUUCUUCGGGUUGAAAGACGUUGCUCCAAACAACUAUGCGACUGUAGAGAUGUUUGAAGAGUGGAACAAGGUGAUGUCUGGCCUAAAUUGCGACCAAAUAACCUACAAGAGCGAGCACAAGAACCAAAUUCGGUCUUGUUUUCUGAACGUUCUGUACGUGAUUGCCGAAGUAACAGGCCGACUGGACACUGAGCAGGAAAAAAUAGACGGGUUUGUGCAAAGACUAAACAGCGAAGAAGACCCAGAGAAAAACAUAUACAGUGAAAUGAAAAAAUACUUUGCCAAUCUUUUGAAAGAGCUCUCUGUAAAUAAGAAUAUGGAGGUGUCUGUUUCGGAAAUGGCCCAAUGCGUUCAAAUGGACGUGGGGGAUAGCAUAUCUGCAUCUAUCUGCUUGACUUACAAGCACCAAAAAACUGGACUGACCCAGGGCUUGGUAGCAUCCAUUAUGCCAGGGCAUGUAAACCUAAGCUUGCUGGAAAACUCUAUUAGACUGCCUCGACAGCAGAUUCUGGAGGCUUUCAACGCAGAGAAAUACAAAGACAAAGUGGGGUUUGCAAGCUGCUUGUUUUUUGAGUGCAUUGAGAAUUUGUUGCUCAAGCACACGAAUGCGGGUAAGAGCGACUCAAUAAGAAAGAUCGGCUUUGUUGCAAAAAGCCUUGUAUUGAGCGAAUCCCUCGAGAAGGCAACCCAGCUGUUCAUGGGCAACUGCAUCUCAAUGGCUUGGAAAAAAAUCAUCUUUAUACACUCGUUCUUCAUGCACACAAAAGGCAAUGCGCUGGAUAUAGGCCCAACUCACCCUGGACUGCGCCUGGCCUUAAACAUUCUAGGAAAUGUUCUGUUAGAAGAGGAGCCAAGUGCAAUGGAUAUGUUUUUAAGAGUCCCUGUGCAGCUGAACCAAAUAAGCAGUCUGGCCCCAAGAAUCACACUCGAAAAUGGGAUAAUCAGCAAGCUCUUUAAAAUGCCAGAAGUCAUCGCGUUCUUACACCUGUACGCCCCAUCGGGAAGCAAAAACGAUCUCAACGCUAUUAUGACAUACUUCCGAGAGUACAAAGAGAAAGCCAAAGAGCCUCUUUACAAAUGCGAUGUUCUGCUCUUGCACAAGUUCAUAGCUAACAUUGCUGCGACUGUAUUUUCAGGUGACGUCAUUGCGAUAGCAAAUGAGAUUGACACAAUUCUUUUAGAUGUGAGUAUGAAAGAAAAGAAAGAAGCAGAAAGAGCCAGAAAUUUAGUAGCUAUUUUCUGGUUCACUUAUGCAAUGCAAUGUUCAUGUAUCUCAGACCUUAUUAGCGAACUUUGCGAUAGAAUCAGCCCAGAAAUAGACACAUCGAAAGAGUAUGUCAAAUAUGCAAGAUGCAUGUACUUGCCCCAUGAAAGAAGGCCAACCGUAGAGCAUCUGAGAGCCUACGCAAGAACACAUAAAGAGAGAAAAGACAUCCAAAAAAUCUGGAAAAUGCACAAACUGCUUAGCACCGUCUUGAAAGUUUACGGGGAGUCUAAGGUCUAA
Nematocida major is the source of this 2382-nucleotide messenger RNA. RefSeq lists its product as uncharacterized. The annotation marks the transcript as partial. The record is from RefSeq and is a predicted model, not a curated record. The transcript has a single exon. Lineage: Eukaryota; Fungi; Microsporidia.